AGGGUUAGGAGGGAGGCGUGGGCGUGGGCUCCGAGGGGAAGAGCCCGUGACGCGCCUCCUCUCUCCCUCCAAUCGGCAUAUAAUCCAGAGAGCCCUGGCUCCUUCCUCGGCUGCUGCUGGGUCUGCGAGGGGCCGAAAGGCAGCGCCUGUCCCUGGCUCUCUCUCUCUCUCUCCCUCUUGGCUUCCCUCCUGCUGCUGCUGCUGCUGCUGCUGCUGCUGCUGCCCCCCUCUUUCCCGGGGCCUGCCCCUUUUCUCUGCCCUCUGCCCCCCGGACGCUGCCACCCUGAAGUUUCUGGUGGUGCUGCUGGCCGCAGGGAUGCUGGCUUUCCUUGGUGCAAUCAUCUGCAUCAUCGCGAGCGUCUACCCUGCGGCCAGCACCCGCAACGGCGCUCUCCAAGGUGCUGAAAACGGCUCCAGCGCCCCGGGCUCCCCGGCCGGGGCCCACGCCCUGCUGCCGGCCGAGAAGAGCCCCCUGGGGGCCCUGCACCACGGCGCCGCCGGCGAGGGGGACUCCCUGCUGGAGCUGCUGGCCAGCGCCCGGCCCCACCAGCCCCAGCACCCGCAGCUCUUCAGCCGCUUCCUCUGCACCCCUCUGCUGGCCUCCGAGUGCCCCCCGGAGGAGGGCGGCCCCCAGGGGGACACUCCGGCCGCCGCCCCCGAGGAGCUCCUCUUCCUCCAGAGCACCGCCCAGCAGCUCCGCCAGACGGCCCAGCAGCAGAAGGAGCAGAUCCGCACCGACCAGGAGACCAUCCGGGAGCUGACCACCAAGCUCAGCCGCUGCGAGAACGGCCUGGAGCUCACCUUCCAGGACAGCCCCUGGGGGGGCCACAGGCCGGACACCAUGGGGGACCUGCCCUGGGACUCCCCAGCCAUGAUCCACGAGCUGGAGGAAGCCGUCCGGACCCUCAAGGACAGGAUCGACAAGAUCGAGCAGGAUAUCCCAACACGAAUAAAUGCUUCGUCGACAUCAGCCCCCGUAGCCGCACAAGAGACCAUUCAUACCAAGAUGGAAGAACUGGAGGAGCAGCUUCUCUCCAAGAUUUUGGCUCUGGAGAAAGAGCGCUCAUCCAUCGUCAACAGCCAUGAUCUGCAGCAGCAACAGCAAGAUGUGGAGAAGGAGCUGGAUGCCCUUCAGAACCGAGUCUCUGAGCUGGAGCAUGGUCAGUCCUGGCAGGGAGGGCUCAAAAGCUGUGAAUGCAAAAGUCAUGAAUAUCUUCCAUGUAUCUCUCCAGUUAGCAUGUAUAUUCAUCAGACACUUCUAGAGAGAAGGAGUUUUUUUGAUGCAUUGGGUGGAAGAUUUGAUGCCACUCAAGCCUUUGUGGGUGAAAUUUCUCAGUUCAACCUUUGGGAUCGUGUUCUGACACCAGCAGAGAUUGCAGGCCUGGCCAACUGCACCAACCACCUUCAAGGCAACAUCAUCCACUGGGAUGAAAAACUGGUGGAGGUCCACGGAGGGGCAGCCAAACAAAGCUUUGAGAUCUGCGAAGAGAAGAUGAAGGCAUGA
Messenger RNA from Sceloporus undulatus (fence lizard), 1504 nucleotides. It is a transcript of the gene NPTXR, whose product is annotated as neuronal pentraxin receptor. The record is from RefSeq and is a predicted model, not a curated record. Bases 317 to 1504 code for a protein of 395 amino acids. Lineage: Eukaryota; Metazoa; Chordata; Lepidosauria; Squamata; Phrynosomatidae. The transcript is spliced from 3 exons.